This is a messenger RNA of Sycon ciliatum, 741 nucleotides long. RefSeq lists its product as uncharacterized. Bases 246 to 740 code for a protein of 164 amino acids. Gene Ontology annotation, molecular function: DNA-binding transcription factor activity. The record is from RefSeq and is a predicted model, not a curated record. NCBI's taxonomy places the organism in Eukaryota, Metazoa, Porifera, Calcarea, Leucosolenida, Sycettidae. The transcript is spliced from 6 exons. Gene Ontology annotation, biological process: regulation of DNA-templated transcription.
UCGUGGGAGGGUAGCAAAUGCAGCAUCUGCUCGUACAUCACAAGAAAGGGCGAAAGCCUAUUUCAAGAAAUUGGAAUCGGAGGUGGAGAAAUUGAGUCAGGAGAAUGUCCAAUUGAAGGCGCGAGUCAAUGUGUUGGAGACCCCGCAGAAAAAUACGCAGUUGUUGACCACUCCAGCUUACCAGAGCGACCCUGGCGUUAUGGAUUUGGAUAUGCCAAACAUAGGCAUCAAUCCGGCGUUGUUUGAUGACCAUGAGGGUAGCAAAUGCAGCAUCUGCUCGUACAUCACGAGAAAGGGCGAAAGCCUAUUUGAAGAAAUUGGAAUCGGAGGUGGAGAAAUUGAGUCAGGAGAAUGUCCAAUUGAAGGCGCGAGUCAAUGUUUUGGAGACCCCGCAGAAACAUACGCAGUUGUUGACCACUCCAGCUUACCAGAGCGACCCUGGCGUUAUGGAUUUGGAUAUGCCAAACAUAGGCAUCAAUCCGGCGUUGUUUGAUGACCAUGAGGGUAGCAAAUGCAGCAUCUGCUCGUACAUCACGAGAAAGGGCGAAAGCCUAUUUGAAGAAAUUGGAAUCGGAGGUGGAGAAAUUGAGUCAGGAGAAUGUCCAAUUGAAGGCGCGAGUCAAUGUUUUGGAGACCCCGCAGAAAUAUACCCAGUUGUUGACCACUCCAGCUUACCAGAGCGACCCUGGCGUUCUGGAUUUGGAUACGCCAAACAUAGGCAUCAAUCCGGAAUUGUUUGAG